Messenger RNA from Danaus plexippus (monarch butterfly), 7066 nucleotides. RefSeq names its product patronin (gene Patronin). Gene Ontology annotation, cellular component: microtubule minus-end. NCBI's taxonomy places the organism in Eukaryota, Metazoa, Arthropoda, Insecta, Lepidoptera, Nymphalidae. The coding region runs from base 328 to 5271 and encodes 1647 amino acids. The transcript has 25 exons. Gene Ontology annotation, biological process: neuron projection development; negative regulation of microtubule depolymerization; cytoplasmic microtubule organization. Gene Ontology annotation, molecular function: microtubule minus-end binding; calmodulin binding; spectrin binding. The record is from RefSeq and is a predicted model, not a curated record.
CCACAAUCAGUCGGCCUCGAUGACGGAAUGUGUGAAAUUUUAAGAUGGUGAUGAAGAGUGUUUUCUUUAAUGUAUUUUAAAAAAAUAUACUAGUAGUCAACUUUAUAAUUUGGAUAUUAAGGAUGUGCACUGUUAUAUGACUGCUUAUAUGAUAGUAAAAAUUGAUAUACAGUAACGAACUUAGUAGUGUUGAACGUGUUUUGUCGGAUCAUUGACAUUGUUUCGUUAUAAAUUUUUAUACCAUCGUGAUUGUUAUGUUUGUGCUUGCAUCGUGCACUUUUUUAGAUCCAAGUAAAUGGAUUAAACAUUUCUAAUGUUUUCGAAGCCAUGGAAAGACAGGAGCGAACAUAUGCCAAAAUGGAGGCUACGGAUUCCGUAGACACCAAGCAGUCAAAGCAGCGAGCGUCGAUAAAAUGGCUCUUGUCGAAGGCAUUCAACAACCGGGUACCAGAAAAUCUUCAGGAACCGUUCUACAGAGAUCAUGAAGAUCAGGAACAUUUAAAGCCACCGAUAGUGGGCGGGCUGGCCAACGCGGAGCUGUACUGCCUCGCGUUGGCCAACAUGUACUCAGACCCCAACUACCACAGCCUCAACCACUGGAACAUCCUGCAGACCCUGACGAGGAAGGGCAUCCAGAUCCCAGACCCAGCCGACUGCGCCCUCACCGAGACUGUACUCAUACAAACCAACCCCAUUAAAAUGAGCGCUCACCUGUGCGUCAUGGAGGCGGUGAUGUGUCUGUACGCGCGGGAGGUGGUGACCCUGGACCGCGUGUCGGCAGCGGCACAGAGGUUCGGGGUGCAGCAGUCGGUGGGGGGGACGGGGGUGCCGCACGAGGACGGGCUGCUGGCGUGGAUCAAUGCCGCGUGCACCGCGCUCAAUAAAGCUGAGGAGAACUCGUCAUGUCACGUGCCGAUGGUGAAGAGUCUCCAGGACCUGUGUGACGGCACGUCCCUGGCCGCUUUGAUCUCGUUCUACUGCCCGGAGUCUUUACCCCGCAGUUCGGUCCGCGUGGGUCGCAUGUCCUCCAUACAGGACUGUCUCCACAACCUCAUGCUGGUCAACGACUUCUGCAGCAGCAGCCUGCCCCAUAACGUGUUCCACAUGAUGCCCGAGGACGUCACUUAUAUGAGAGGAUCAAUGCGGCAGAACCUAAUAGCGAUGCUCGCGGAUCUCUUCAACAUGCUGGAAGUACAUCCGGUCAAAUGUGUUAAAUAUCCUGGCAGCGCGGCGCGGGAGUGCAACUCGCUGGGUGUGAGGUGCCGCCGCGGGCUGCCGGCGCCCCCGCCCGCACCCAUCCCGCACCUGAGGGACGAUCCCCACCACCCACACCAACAAAACAAGCCCGCUCCCUUCGCAGUGUCCCGCUCUCCCCCGGGUCGUGUUCGCCCCGGCCGGUCUUCCUGUUCCACUCCAGAGCGUCGCAGCGCCAGUCCCCAGCGCGAGGAGUUCGUGGUUCACAGCAGGAGGGCCAUCACUACGCUGUCCGCUAUGGCCAGGAGGGACGAGGACCACGUAUUAUCGGAACAAGUGGCGGCCGGCCGGCCGUCCAAGUGGGCCGACAGUAGGGACAGCUUCGCGGGGAGACGGUCGCGGCGCUCGAGCGUGACGGACGACUCCCAGCUCACUGUAGAGAACUUCGGGGGCUCCCAGGACAGGCUGCACUUCGCGGGGAGGAACCCGGAGAAGGAACUGGCCACUGUCACCGGCCUCGCUGUCAGGAAGAUAUCAGCACCCGCCGGUCCGUUAGAGCACACCCCUCCCCUGCGCUCGUCCCGCCAGGACAUCCGCGGCUCCAUCCAGUUCUUCCACGGCGACUACACCAACGGCCAGGAAGAGCGAGGGAAGGUGGACCGACAGCACUCGCAACCGAACGAACAGAGCUACCAACCGAUCAGACGACAGCUCAGCAGCGACACCAUCACCAUCACCAAGAACAUGGCCUUCAACUAUAAAGGAGGCGGCGACGGGUUCCAUCUCAAUGAGAGAGACGCGCCCGACGGAGACGCCUCCAAGACGACCUUCACGGAUAUCAAAGUUAGAAGUAAUGGCGAUCAAGCGGGAGUGCCGUCCUCGGGCCGCAAGAUGUCUUCCAGCUCGCCGCCUCCCGCUACCACCACGUGGCAGCAGCACUUCAUGCAGCACGACCAUCACAACGGGGACGAUCUGUCGGACGAGGCGACGUCUCCGAGCGGCGGCGCCAUGGCGGCGCAGCUGAACAACAUACGGCUCAAGCUGGAGGAGAAGAGACGGAGAAUAGAACAGGAGAAGAGGAGGAUGGAGGUGGCCGUCAACAGGCAGCGACAGCAGCUCGGACAACAGGCCUUCCUACAGGCUGUGACCAGGGGUAAGGGCGCGCGCACACCGGCCGACGACGCGCCCGCUGACACGCAUCAGGAGAUGGUGGUGGACGCCCCCAACCAAACUGUGGACAAUGUAGCGUUGGAACAAUACCAACAAUCGAUAGCGAAAAUGAACUCCAGCCUGCAGGAUAUACAGAGCGACAUUGCGCGCCUCGCCAGCCAGCAAACACAGCUACAACAGCAGCAGCAGCAGCAAGCCCAACAGCAGCAGCAACAACACCAGCAGCAGCAGCAGCAACAGCAGCAACAACAAUUGCAACAGCAACUACAGCAGCAACAACAGCAAUUACAACAACAGCAGCAACAGCUGUUACAGCAACAGCAACAAGCCAAGCAACUAUUUCAACAGCACCAACCGCCGCCGUCCCCAUUCCAACAACAUAUACAGCAAAACAUUCCACAACUGCACAGCCAAUUCAGCUCACAGCACAAUGUGUCGCGGACGAUCAACAGCUUCGGCUCCACCCCGCACAUACCGAGGGACUUCUACCAGUCCAACCAGAUGACCAACCAGAUGGGAACCCAGUUGGCCAACAUGUUGAACAACCAGCUGGGCAACCAGUCGCCGCAGACCUUUCAGUAUCAGUUUAGGGAUAUAGACCAAGAAUUCGGAAGACAACAGUUCUAUUUGCACGAUAGUCCGCCGCCGCCUCAAAGGCGGACGUGGGCGCAGCACGCCCAGAUGCAGCAGGAAAAUACAGAGCUCAGAGGCUGGCAGCUUCAUCAGCAGAACAACCAGCAGUCUCAGUAUCAGCAGCCUCCGGAGCCGGCGACACGCACCUGGAAGUCUCCCUCGCCUCAGCCGCCACCGGCCGAGCGUACCUGGACCCCACAGGACACGUUCAAGGUGCACUACAACACGGACAGAUACCAGAACGGUAUCGAAAGGGAAAACAAUCACCUCAGCUACACAGUGGCUGGAGGUCAGUUCGUCUCGCAGUCACCUCCACCUGCGAGCCCACGUCGAGCUCGCACGCCCCAGAGACAAGGCUCGCUGCCUGAGGCGCGACGGACCGAGCCUGUGGCACUGCAUCAGCUGCACGCUCACACGACACACUCCACACACACGUCGCCGGCGCCCGUGCCCGCUCCGCCGCCCGACGACAUGGAGCCGCAGAACAUCUCCUUCAUCGGUAACGCCGAAGACGAUGCGCUCCGCCAGGGCAUCAACAGACUGAACAUCUCCUCAGGGACACGCACCUACCGCAUCCCCUCCCCGACCAGGCCGUCCCUCGGCAAGAACUCCUUCCAGCGACUCGAGCGCGAGGAGCCCAGCGAGAAGGGCUUCUACAUAUCGUUCGACAACGAGCAGCCGAAACGGCCUAAACCCCCGCUGAGAGCGAAACGGGGUUCACCUCGCAAAGAACGGAACGAGUACCCCAGUCCAGAGAGGAGUCCUGAAGAAACGUGGAGUGAGCGAGUCUCGGAGCGGGUGGAGCGAGGGGAACGUGCUGCGGGCGUCGGCAGCGCGGCCAGUGGAGGAGCGGGAGGAGUCGCUGACGUCAUGGCGGGGGAGGCGAGGAGACUGUCCCCAGUACGAGUGCCUAGCGCUGAACCAGCCGCGCUCGUUAUAGGAGAAAUGAACCCGGACCCUAAUUCUGCGGAGGAGAUGGAGCGAAAGAAAGAACGCAUCAUGCUGCUGUCCCUGCAACGACGGCAGCGGGCGGACGAGGCGCGGGCGAGGGCCGAGGCAGCGGCGGCCGCGAGACGGGCACGAGACGAGGCCGAGGCCGAGAGGAAGGCGGCUCGGAAGGAGGAGCAGGCCCGGCGGAGGGAGGCUAUCCUACAGCAGUACAAGCUCAAGAAGGCUAUCGAGGAGGCCGAGCGAGAGGGUAAGGUGCUUGACAAGUCCGACCUGAUGGAGGUGAUGAAGCAUGGCAGCGGCGCGGCGACGCCGGCCGGGCCGCGGCUGCGCGGCAAGCAAGCGGCACGAGCUCGGCCGAAGACCAUACACGUGGACAGCGGAGCGCUCCAGGCCGCUGAGGGCAUGCUGGGAUCCAAGCAACCGUCCUCAACGAACCUCACUGGCACUAUGAGACGUGACUACUACCGCGGCUCGCAGGACAACCUCGAAAGGGCCACUACUAUGUAUAGAGAGUCUCCUGUAGAGGACCGCGGUGCCAUGUCCCCCGGCAGCGCCUCCAGCGGUCCCCUCGGUCGCCGCGGCUCUUGCAAGACAUCACGAGAGCGUGUGAAUGAUGAACCACAGUCGACUCGUGGAAGGUCUAAAUAUUCCACUUACCAGAAUAACUUUAAGGCGGGGAGGAAAUCUAGCUCUCUUAUGAACUUGUGCGACUCGGGUCUCGGUCGUGCUACGCCCCCUCGUCGCGCGGCGUCCCCCGGCGGGCGAGCGCUCGGCUCUCCGGCCUCGGGGCCCGGGUCCCUGCCUGGAGCCCUUCCGGGAGCCAUCGGGAAGAGGAGGCACCACGACGACGGAUCAGACGUGUCCUCCACACACUCCUCCAUCAUGGACUACUCCGGUCCUCGUCUGUACAAACAGCCGGCGACGAAGUCCAACCGCGGUAUAAUGUUGAACGCUGUUGAGUACUGCGUGUUCCCGGGGGCCGUGAACGCCGAGGCCAAGCGGCGUGUGCUGGAGGAGAUCGCUCGCAGUGAGAGCAAACACUUCCUGGUGCUGUUCCGGGACGCUGGCUGCCAGUUCAGGGCGCUCUACAGCUACUGCCCCGACACCGACACCGUCGCCAAGUUGUACGGCACGGGACCCAAACACGUCAACGAUAGAAUGUUCGACAAGUUCUUCAAGUAUAAUUCGGGCAGUAAAUGCUUCUCUCAAGUUCACACGAAGCACCUGACCGUCACCAUAGAUGCCUUCACGAUACACAACUCCCUGUGGCAGGGAAAGAAGGUCCAGUUGCCGAGCAAGAAGGACAUGGCGCUCGUCAUCUAGGGCUGCGUCUCAUCGUUAACAAUACACGUUAUCUAGUCGCCGGCUGUAGUCGAGUCAAGCCUUACAGACUCCCGGCUUAAAACGCCUCGCUGGAACGUCGAGACGCUGUAUUGAACUCAGCGAGUUUCUCGUGCCGGGAAUCGUUUUAAUAAUUUCUUUUUUUUUAUAUAUAUCGUGGUUGUAAGCUGCAUUUACUUAGUCUUAAUGCACACAGAUUAAAAAUGUCGAAGCCGGUUUUAAUCUAUGACAGUAAGACGGUCCUGUGAAUGCAGUCGUCGUUCAGAAACGUCGCACUGAAUGUUGAUAGUUUGUUACUUGCGACGAUUUUGCAACGAUCCGAUGGUCGAGGUCUGUGUGACGGAGAGGAGGGGCGGAAACUCGAAUCCGAUAGGUGAUGGCGCGCCUCGACCUGACUGGAAUGUUCUAGAUAUAUAUAUAUUUUGGCUUUAAGGCGUCCUUUAUCGAUUUUAACGUGUUUUAGCGUAAUCAUUGCUUAAGUAAAUUUGGCUUUAAUAAACGUAUCUUUAUGCGGACUCAUUCUAGUUAGGUCGCGGCCGCGGCGGCCCGCGUGUCGUGGUCCGAAACGCGUUUCAAUUUUGUUAUCGAUCAGAAGUGUGUGUAGCGCCUAAUGCCGAAAGUCUCAAAUAUUAUUAUUACCGACUAAUUAUGUGAUAUCAGCUGAUUAAUAACCAAAAUAUCUUAGUGUUUUUUUGUUAUGCCUUUUGAGAUUUUUCAGAGACUCGCUGGUAGUUGUCGUCGCUGAAAAUUAAUUUUGCUCGUCAGCAGCCAAUCGCGUGUGCCGCAUCACACACACCGUUGUAUAGCGUCCUGUAUGCAACUAUUUUUAUAUUCUGUAAUCCAAAUGGUUUCCUCUCUUUGUGUGGCGAACUAUCGUUUUAUUUCAUUGUUACAUUGUGUUUUGUCUUGGGAUGAUUGUGAUUAUUUUAAUUCUUAUCUCGAUGUACACUCGUGUGUGUGGUGACGCUACAUAGUAUGAAUGCGUGUAGCCGGAUGCGUCGGGAUCAGUGUUCGCAGUGUAUGCCAUAUGUAUUAGUGAGAUGGUCGUUACGUUCCAAGUGUCUCAAACGGAAACUAUUUUGUUCCAGGUUCAAUAUCGCCCCCUCCCCCUCCUCCCCCCACCACUCUCGCAUCUCUCACUCAAUAUUUCGAAGUCGGCGCUCUUCAUUCACUGCCAUUUUAUUAAUACUCAAACAUGCAGUUUUAUAUGAAUAUUGCUUUAGCCGUCGGAUAGUUGUAAGCGAGGCGGGGAUCGUCACUGUAUUCUUUCUUACCUCGACGGACGAGUUCAGAUAAGAAAGACUGUUGUUUACAUGUAAUAGCGAAACAUGCAAUUCUGUCAGCGAUGAGAGGUGGAGGGGGGACGUGGUGGGGGGAGGGCUCGUAUGUAGUAAGGAAUAACAAAUUCACAAACUAAUCUCUGCUUACACGUAAUAUUUAACUUGUUAGUGAUUAUUUCAAUUGACUGGAGAUAUGAUUAAGAUGAUUAUGUCUGAUUGACCUUCAUUUACGUUGAAUCGAAACCAAUUUUUACUGCUUGUAUAGCUCUAAGAGGACAAGGCGCACUCUACGCGGUUAUCGUACUGCCUUAUUCUGUAAAUAAUUGUUUUCGUUUUUGUAUACAGCUAUUUAUUAAAACGAUGUUAAACUGAAAUUUAUGUAUAUCAUUCGAUUGUUCAAUGAUUGGGUCAUCAAUUAUGUACUACCGAUAGCGUAUGGUAUGCAAAUAUAUUGUAUUAUUAAAAAGCAUAACGAAAUAAUAUUGAAUUUCAUAUUA